Nerophis lumbriciformis (worm pipefish) is the source of this 1503-nucleotide messenger RNA. The record is from RefSeq and is a predicted model, not a curated record. Lineage: Eukaryota; Metazoa; Chordata; Actinopteri; Syngnathiformes; Syngnathidae.
CGAGAGGAGAGAAAUGCGAAGGGAUGUAAGAUGGCAGAGCUACAAAUGUUGUUAGAGGAGGAAAUCCCCUCCGGUAAACGAGCCCUUGUCGAGAGCUACCAGAACCUUUCCCGGGUGGCGGAAUACUGUGAAAACAACUAUGUUCAGGCCCAAGACAAGAGGAAGGCCCUGGAGGAGACUAAGUCUUACACCACCCAGUCUCUAGCCAGUGUGGCAUACCAAAUCAAUGCCUUAGCCAACAAUGUGCUCCAGCUACUUGACAUCCAGGCCUCACAACUACGACGCAUGGAGUCCUCCAUUAACCAUAUUUCACAGACGGUGGAUAUUCACAAGGAGAAAGUGGCUCGUCGGGAGAUUGGCAUCCUGACCACCAAUAAAAACACCUCUCGCACCCAUAAGAUCAUCGCCCCUGGUAACAUGGAGCGUCCCGUGCGCUACAUUCGAAAACCAAUUGAUUACACACUGCUGGAUGAUGUGGGACAUGGAGUAAAGUGGCUUAAAGCCAAGCAAAAUGGGAACAAUGCUGCAGGACGUGGAGGAGGAACACUGUCUCGCACCAACCCGCCGACCCAGAAACCCCCAAGUCCUCCAAUGGCUGGUCGCGGUACCUUAGGGCGCAACACGCCUUACAAGACACUAGAGCCAGUGAAGCCUCCAGUGGUUCCCAACGACUACAUGACAAGCCCAGCCCGACUGAGCAGCCAGCAAAGCCCUGCACGUACAGCCUCACUCAAUCAGAGGCCCCGCACACACAGUGGCAGCAGUGGUGGCAGUGGAGGCAGGGAGAAUAGUGGAAGCACUGGUGUGGGUGUCCCUUUGGCGGUUCCAACACCUUCUCCUCCGAGUAUGGGCCCCUCGGUGCCGCAAGGUCCCGGGCUUGGUCCAAUCCCCAUGUCUCAGUUUGGCACCAUCUCCCGGCAGAUCUCGCGUCACAACUCCUCCACCACUUCCUCAGCCUCCAUGGUGUCUGCCACUGGGACGUAUCGCCGAGCUCCCUCUGUUUCCUCUCAACAACCCCAUGUUAACGGGGGUCCCUCAUUUCCCCAAAACUCAGUGUCUGUGGCUCCUCCGCCUCCUCCGAUGGUCCAGCUGACACCACAGAUCCCCUUAACUGGCUUUGUAGCCAGAAUGCAGGAGAGCAUAACAGAUAGCCCAGCUCCACCUCCACCACCUCCACCUGAAGACUUGGGUGUGUUUGAGGAGCCCUCACCCCCGCCUCCUCCUCCGCCUGUCGACUAUGAAGACGAGGAGGCUGCAGUUGUCCAUUACAGUGACCCUUAUGCUGAUGGAGAUCCCCACUGGGCUCCAAAGGCCUAUUUAGAGAAAGUUGUUGCCAUCUAUGACUACAGCAAGGACAAGGAGGAUGAGUUAUCCUUCAUGGAAGGUGCCAUCAUUUAUAUCAUCAAGAAAAAUGACGACGGCUGGUUUGAAGGCGUCUGCAACGGUGUCACAGGUCUCUUUCCAGGAAAUUAUGUCGAGUCCAUCAUGCACUAUGCUGAUUAG